This is a messenger RNA of Anguilla anguilla (European eel), 4170 nucleotides long. It is a transcript of the gene tpst1, whose product is annotated as tyrosylprotein sulfotransferase 1. The record is from RefSeq and is a predicted model, not a curated record. Gene Ontology annotation, cellular component: Golgi apparatus. The coding region runs from base 44 to 1210 and encodes 388 amino acids. Lineage: Eukaryota; Metazoa; Chordata; Actinopteri; Anguilliformes; Anguillidae. Gene Ontology annotation, biological process: peptidyl-tyrosine sulfation. The transcript is spliced from 4 exons. Gene Ontology annotation, molecular function: protein-tyrosine sulfotransferase activity.
GCCCCCUGCCCCUCCCCUAGCCCCGCCCCCAGCUCUUGACAGGAUGGGCAAGCUGAAGCAGAACCUGCUGGUGGCCUGCCUGGUGGUGAGCUCCGUCACCGUCUUCUACCUGGGCCGCCACGCCAUGGAGUGCCACCAGCGCAUCGAGGAGCGCUCGCGGCCGGGCGCCAUGGCGGCCGCGGCCGGGGGGGCGGCGGCUGGCGGCCCAGGCGACCCGGCGGCGCGCGGCGGCGGCGGCGGCCUCAACGCCAGCGUCGGCGUCGGCGGCGGCGGCUACAGCAAGGACACGCCGCUGGUGUUCAUCGGCGGCGUCCCGCGCAGCGGCACCACGCUGAUGCGCGCCAUGCUGGACGCCCACCCCGCGGUGCGCUGCGGCGAGGAGACGCGCGUCAUCCCGCGCGUCCUGGCCAUGAAGCAGAUGUGGAGCCGCUCGGGCCGCGAGAAGAUGCGCCUGGACGAGGCGGGCGUGACCGACGAGGUGCUGGACGCCGCCAUGCGCGCCUUCCUCCUGGAGGUCAUCGUGCGCCACGGCGAGCCGGCGCCCUUCCUCUGCAACAAGGACCCCUUCGCCCUCAAGUCCCUCUCCUACCUGGCCAAGAUCUUCCCGCGCGCCCGCUUCGUCCUGAUGAUCCGCGACGGCCGCGCCUCCGUCCACUCCAUGAUCUCGCGCAAGGUGACCAUCGCCGGCUUCGACCUGGGCAGCUACCGCGACUGCCUGACCAAGUGGAACCGCGCCGUGGAGACCAUGUACGCGCAGUGCCUGGAGGCCCAGGGCCGCUGCCUGCCCGUGCACUACGAGCAGCUGGUGCUGCACCCCGAGCGCUGGAUGCGCACGCUCCUGCGCUUCCUGGACAUCCCCUGGGACGACGCCGUGCUCCGCCACGAGGAGCUCAUCGGCAAGGCCGGGGGCGUGUCCCUCUCCAAGGUGGAGCGCUCCACGGACCAGGUGAUCAAGCCGGUGAACGUGGAGGCCCUGUCCAAGUGGGUGGGGAAGAUCCCGGGCGACGUGCUGCGGGACAUGGCCGUCAUCGCGCCCAUGCUGGCCCGCCUGGGCUACGACCCCCACGCCAACCCCCCCAACUACGGGAGGCCCGACCCCAGGGUCCUGGACAACACCAGGAGGGUGUUUAAAGGUGAAUUUCAGCUGCCUGAUUUUCUUAAAGAACAACAACAGCUCCAAAAGUCUCCAGAAAAGCCUGAUCCCAGUUAGGAGGAAGAGGAGGAUAGCCACGCCCACAGAAGUGUGUGACACUCUUCCUCAUUAAGCCACACCCACAGACUCACUUUUACUUUCAGCCCCAUCCAGAGUGUGCAGCUCUCUUUUGCCUUCAGUCUGAGGACGGUUUGGCACUGCUAGGUCCUCACUUUGUGUGUGUGUGUGUGUGUGUGUGUGUGAGUGUGGGGGGUGGAGUCUUUUUAAGGGGAUGUUUUGUUCUUGUGCUAUGUUUGUAUUGGAGUUCUCAAAGUCAGCCCGACCCGAGUCAAAACUGUGUAAUAAUUUAUUUGGGUCAGGCGCGAAAGAAAAAAAAAGAAAGAAAAAAAAAAGUGUGUGUGUGUGUGUGUAUUUAGCUCACAUAGCUAUUUUUACAGCACAGUCCAUUGCGCUGAUUGCUACUUUUUGAAUCGAUCAAACACAGGCUUUCUCUAGUUGGUAAAAUGUACGUUUAAUCACACCAGAAGUCCCGUUUGCUGUGAUUAACUACUACAAAUAUACAGCUUCAGCGCAAAUAGCUUUUCUGGACGCCGCGCACACGCUAACUUGCUCAGUUGUAUCAUGAUAUACAGGAACGGGACGGAGGCGAGGGGAUAUGCUAUCAACAGUGAGUUUACAACAACACAAAUAAAGUCAGAAAAAGACGUGACGAGAUCGAAGUGCAAAAAUCGGUAAUAGAAAGGAAGUUAGCGAUGGGCGAAUGUGUUCUGCUUUCACCUCACUCGGGCCGGUCGGGUCGGGCUUGGAUUUCCAGGCCCGUUGAGAACUCUGGUUUGUACGUUUGCGUAGCUCGGUGUGCGCGUGGGUGUCGGUUCGAUUGCGUGUUUCAGUACAGAGCUGUCGGGGCGUACGCUGCGUGGCGCUGUCAUGGCGAUUCGAUUGUAAACUGAAGAAUCAAGUGGCUCCUUUUCACAGGCUCGAAUGGAAAUGGGAAAGAAAAGCAGCCUGCGAUCACACGAUGGCGAAUCACAGCUGGGCUAAGCAACGUGUGCAUCGGCAGCAAUGCUGGGCUUGAGAAAGCUGCAGUAAUCCAUUGUAAAAUGAUUCAUAGGAGUGCGUUUCAUUUUUAAAAUGGCGCAAGUUUUGAAUGAAUAGAAACCUUACCAUCUUUGCAUGACUUAUUGGACUUGUAGUAAACCUUCAUCCUUAUGUACAGCGUUGAGGGUUUCAGCAGAAGGUUCCAGAAUUCCAUGGUUGUUCGACCAGUCUUUCUGCCCAACGUUCCCCUUACGUUGGUCCCCACUGAAGUCGGGCAUGCAGUAGGUCCGGUGUAGGUCAGCUGCUGACGUCGCUUGUACCAGCUAGAGAUUGGCGGGUGCUAAUUACAACAGGCGUUCACAUGCAAAGUGAGCUGCAUAGAGGUGUGAACUCCUAAUUCGCAUAAUGUGGAGCUGGCUGGUUUCUUAUAAGAAGCUGAGAAGAAGACCAUUUUUUUCAGAGGGCGAUGUGUUUCUGUUUGCCCAAAACAAAGAUACAUUAUUGCCCAACCGUAUCAUUUCAAACACAAAUUGAAAGAAGAAAGUUUUGAUUGUAAUUACUAGGGUUGCCACCCGAAUCCUCUUGUAUUGAAGAUUAAAAUGCUUUAUUCCUUACUGAAUCAGUACAGGACUCGAUUUGUUUUCCUACCCGAAGAUCCGUACACAUAGUCUUUCACAACAGUGAGAAGAUUGUAAUUAUGAAUAAAUUGAAGCCAGUUUCACAAUAGUUAAGAAACAGAAUCAGAGUGGUAGCAUUGCCCUGCUGUGUGUGUGUGUGUGUGUAUGUUUGUCAGUGCGUGUCAGAGGCAUGAAUAUUUGUGAGUGUGAAACAUGUCUCUGAUUUUUCCAAAUUUGUCCAAAUUUUCCACAUUGAAGGUGGCAACCCUAGUAAUUACAGCAUCAGUCAAGGCUACGCCUGGCUUACCCCCCCCGCCCAGGUGUAGAUUUUAGCCCUGGGCAGCGUGGGACAUUUCACGGCCAAACUUGUGCAACUGGUGUAAAAUUUACACCUCACUGAACGUCCGACGUUAGCACUUAAUCUCAACAUAAUGCUUUUAUGAAGCCAGCCCCUGGUGCCUCUACUCAGGCUGAUGUUGGGGUUCCCUCAGACCUGGCCUGAUGUCGAGGUCCCCUCAGACUUGGCCUGAUUUUGGGGUCCCCUCAGACCUGGCCUGAUAUCUCAUCUAGUCCCUUCAGACCCAGCCUGAUUUUGGGGUACCCUCAGACCCAGCCUGAUUUUGACGUCCCCUCAGACUUAGCCUGAUUUUGGGGUCCCCUCAGACCCAGCCUGAUGUUGGGGUUCCCUCAGACUUAGCCUAAUUUUGGGGUCCCCUCGGACCCAGCCUGAUUUUGGGGUCCCCUCAGUCUUAACCUGAUUUUGGAGUUCCCACAGGUGGGAACCUGUUAGCUGAGUGCUGCUCUCUGCCUUUCAGGGUGGAGGAGAAUGGAGCUCAGGACAGAGGAGAUGCAAAAUCAAUCACUACAGAGGAGAGGACAUCCAUCACUACAGAGGGCACACACACUCUCAGACACACACACACACACAGUCCUACACACACACAUACUCCUACAUACACUCACACACAUACUCCUACACACACUCUCACUCUGGCUCAGACCACUCUCUCUGUCCCACAGUUCCUCUGGCUGUUAUGUCAUUACUGUACCAUGCAUUUGGCCUCAGAAUGUUGUCGCUGUUUUUUUCUCUCUUUUUUUUUUUUUUCUUUUCUUCUCCUGUCACACCUGCUCAUUGGGAUUAUUUUCCUCUCUGUAAAAGUCUGUGAUUCUGUUAUAAGAACAAGCAGUGACUUUAAUUGCACAGAAAGUAUUUAUGGAAGACUAUUAGCUUUUGAAGAUGCAAUAUCUAUUUUAGUGUUUGAUUCUCAUGCCUUCGUAUAGUGCAAUUCCGUGGGUACUCAUGUGGAAGCUCACUGCUUCAGGGUUCGACUGUGUAAAGAUUAAACAUUUUUGUAACCUGUC